Molecule: messenger RNA, 1623 nt
Organism: Sporisorium graminicola
Lineage: Eukaryota; Fungi; Basidiomycota; Ustilaginomycetes; Ustilaginales; Ustilaginaceae
Exons: 1
Coding region: 1-1623 (540 amino acids)
Cellular component (GO): membrane; cytoplasm
Source: RefSeq, a predicted model, not a curated record
AUGAGUGAUCCCGGCAGCUCCGCACCGCCUGCCGAAAACGAUCCGAUCUACGACGACCGGCUGUGGUCCUUCUCUGCGUUUUUCCCGCCACCAUAUCGUGUGCUGCUGCUGGCGUCGAUAGGGUUGCUGCUGUUCGCGGUCAACGUUCAGGUGCUGCACGCCAAAGGGAUAGAUCUGUUCGCGCUGUUCAGGGCGGAUCGCUUGGAAAAGAAGCGGUCGAUACCGCCAUCGUCGAGUGCGUUCCAUCGGAGUAACAACGGGGCGAGCACGCAGUAUGGCUCGUAUCACAACGUCAACAGUGCAUCUUCUUCGUCGAAUGACGAUGUUGGAGGCGCAGGGCUACUGCCUACUACCGCCACUGGACACAACCGGGCGAGCUCGGCAGAAGCGGGUGCAGGCGUGUCGACGUCGUCGCCGCUCUUUGCGUUCGGCACAUUUCAGCUUGUCUGGUCGCUGCUCGGCUGGGCAUCGUACCGCUACUACGUCGACAGUCUGGUGGGCGAUCCCAAAGGCCGUCACGCACAAGCCUUGCAAGGGUUCGCCGUCUCAGGAGCUUUUUUGGCGCUAGUCUGGCCUGGCAAUUUGUUCUUCAAACCGAUGCGCAAGGCGUUCGGCCGCUCGGUGCUUCUCAUCCUCACACCGUCCUUGACGCAGCAGAUCACGUUUAGCGACGUCAUCCUUGCCGAUACCCUCACCUCGUUCGCCAAAGUGCUCGGAGACGUCUGGCUGACGGCGUGCUUCCUCGUGCCACGCAAGGAGCACCACACCUGGUGGAACGGCAAAGGGUCGGUGGCUGUACCUCUGCUCAUCUCGUUACCUUAUGCCAUCCGAUUCCGACAGUGUCUGUCCGAGUACUGCGUCUCUCAGCCGGGGAACAAGAACGGCUCGAAAAGCAAGAGGCCGCUGUGGAACGCCGCCAAGUACGCCUCUGCGUUCCCCGUGAUCUGGCUGAGUGCGUGGUACGAAGCGGACAAGCAUCCGGACAACCACCACGGCGAGUGGGUAACGCGGUACACGCUGUGGCUGCUCGCUGUGUGCGUCAACUCGAUCUUCAGCUUCUGGUGGGACGUGACCAACGAUUGGGGGUUGUCGCUGCUGCAGCCGUCCAACAUGGGGUCGGUGGCGCAGAUCGCACAGAACGCAGUGCACCUCCAUCGGCGCGGGAUGUCGUACAUGCCCCUCCCCCUCAGCGAGGAGGCCGAGGCCCUGCCCAUGUCCAACUUUCGCGUUCCGGACGAAAAGCCACAACCAGCAUCCGCAUCCGCACAUGCACACAGUUCGCUCGCCGUGCCCCCCGCAACAAACCCUUCCGGCGGGCCGUCUGCCUCUGGCUCCAACGCACACCGCAGAACGCUCUCGACCAUGGAACGCCUGCUGCGCCCCUCGCCGUCGCUGCUGUUCCCGACGUGGAUGUACCAGCUGGCCAUCCUGCUCGAUCUGCUGCUGCGCUUCUUCUGGUCGCUCAAGCUCUCGUCGCACCUGCACCACCUCGUCGAGUGGCAGGGCGGUAUGUUCAGUAUGGAGCUGCUCGAGAUCAUCCGUCGCUGGGUAUGGGUGUUUUUCCGAGUGGAGUGGGAGGUGGUUAGACGCAGAGAGCGGGCGAGAGUUCAUGUGAUGGAUUGA